Messenger RNA from Vicia villosa (hairy vetch), 877 nucleotides. RefSeq lists its product as uncharacterized. The record is from RefSeq and is a predicted model, not a curated record. NCBI's taxonomy places the organism in Eukaryota, Viridiplantae, Streptophyta, Magnoliopsida, Fabales, Fabaceae. The coding region runs from base 43 to 591 and encodes 182 amino acids. The transcript is spliced from 7 exons.
GCCACUUUUGCGGUGAGUAGAGUAUUGUUUUGUGGAUCUUUAAUGGCUUCUGGAAUGCAGAGCAGUGGAAUGUUGUCCAGAGAACAACUUUUUCAUCUUUUCGAGCGUUUUAUUAUCCUUACUGCCCAGCCUGAUGUAAAGAAAAGGAUUGUAGAUGCUGUUCUGGAUAAGCAGGAGGCUGUUGCUGUGACCACUAGUAUACAGGAAGAAAUAUUUUUGGAGAUGGGUGUUGACCCACGAUUUGGUAUUUCAUGCCUGGGAAAAAUCAGUACUGAAUAUGAGAAUGACCAAGAUUUGAUGAUUGAAUUUUAUAAAUUCCUUGCCAAAGAAGAGAUGGCCUGCGAUGAAGCAGAGCUUGGAGAAGAAGAAUUUGCAGAAAAAAAGAGCUAUCAACAAAACUUACAGCAACAGCAACUAGAGAUGCUGCAGCACAUGCGCAAGUUUAACUUGGAUGAUCAAUCUGCAAUCCUUGAGAAGUUACACCAGCAGAUGGAGAAUGGCAAUUAUGAAAGCGAGACAUCCAUUUUGUCAGCUAAGCAGGUGGAAGAGAUAAUUCAAAGGAAGGUGACCCCUCUGUUUAUGCCAAGUUAGACACAGAAUCUGCACUUAUCAUGGAGCCAGAACCUGUCAACUAUUUUGUAUCGGCCUAUUCCAUAAUCCGUGAUAUGUACAUUUACUCUGUUUAUUUGCCAAAAUAUGAUGUGUUGUAUUGUUUACUUCGCAUCAUUUAACACUUGCUGUUCUUGCAUCCCUGAAUUUUUUUGUGCAUUUUCUUCUUGAACGGGGAGCUAAAAAUACCCGAGCGAUGCACCGUAUGGAUGCCACAUAUAUGUUUCAUAAACUAAGCAUAUAUGAUUCAUAAACUAUUGGAACAAAA